This is a messenger RNA of Grus americana (Whooping crane), 3100 nucleotides long. It is a transcript of the gene UBL3, whose product is annotated as ubiquitin like 3. Gene Ontology annotation, molecular function: protein binding. Lineage: Eukaryota; Metazoa; Chordata; Aves; Gruiformes; Gruidae. The transcript is spliced from 5 exons. The record is from RefSeq and is a predicted model, not a curated record. The coding region runs from base 1031 to 1384 and encodes 117 amino acids.
GAGGGGGUCCGUCUCGCCCCUGCCGUGUCCCCUGUCUCGGCUCGGCAGACGCCAUGUUGGUUUGAGCCGAAGAUGACAGGGGGCGGCUGCGGGCGAGGAUCGCGCUGAGGACUGGCACCUCCGUCUCGCAGCGGGGCGAGGCAGCGCGGCCAGCGCGGUUUGCGGGGGAGGGGGGGCGCCCCUGCCGCGCCGCCGAGGGCGCCCGGAGCCGCCGGAGGACGAGGCGGGGGAAGGAGGGCGGGCUGAGGAGGAGGAGGCGGCGGCGAUGCGAGCGGAGACCUGAGGCUGCGGGAGGCGGCCGCCGUUGAACGCCCCCCGGCCCCCGCCGAGUGCUGUCGCCGCCGGAGCGCCGCGGGGGAGGACUUCCCCCUCCGGCCGCCCCUCAGGCAGCCUUCCCCGGCCCGUCUCCCCGCCAGACCCUGUUGAAUGUCGCACACCGCCUAGGGAGGGCCGAAGCCCGGCGUCCUCCCCAACGGCCCCCGGUCCACCUCGGCCUUCCCGCCUCCCUGCCCUGCCGAGGGCAGGAGCGAGGUCCUGUCUGCCUGCCUGCCCUCCCGGGUCGCCUGCGCUGACUGAGGAGGUGACUUGGACGCACCAUUAUCCCGUGAAUCAUCCCGUCGUCAUUUGUCAAGGCUGGGAGAGAAGGAAGAGGGAGAGGGGGGAAAAAGCCCGCACGCAGCUCAUGUGGCGGUGUAGUCCUGCCUGGUCUACCUGGCACCGCUGGUGCUGCUGCUGCCGCCGCCGCUGCUGACAGGGAUCUGCUGCCAUCUCUGGUCUCCCGCUGGCUCCUCCGGUACAGCCCCGGCACCGCUUGCCCCUGGAUAUUUCUCCUUCUCAGCCGGCCGCCGUCCCCGCUGCACAUCGGGCACUUCUUUUUCGUAGGGGACGUGGAAGUUGCUGCCUCCGACAUUGACACCGAUUUUGCUUCUUGAAGAUCUCCGGCGGGUUGUUCUUGGUGGUUUGGGGGUUUUUUGCCUUUUUUUUCCUUUUCCUUUUAAGUUGAUUUUAAGCCAUUUAGGGUAACGUCAAGAUGUCCAGCAGCGUUCCAGCUGAUAUGAUAAAUUUGCGCCUCAUCUUGGUAAGCGGGAAAACGAAAGAGUUCCUAUUUUCACCAAAUGAUUCUGCUGCAGAUAUUGCAAAACAUGUGUAUGACAACUGGCCGAUGGAUUGGGAGGAAGAACAAGUCAGCAGUCCAAAUAUCUUGCGGCUUAUUUAUCAAGGGAGGUUUCUUCAUGGCAAUGUGACAUUAGGAGCAUUAAAACUUCCUUUUGGCAAAACAACAGUGAUGCAUUUGGUGGCUAGAGAGACAUUGCCAGAGCCAAACUCUCAAGGUCAAAGGAACCGUGAAAAAACUGGAGAAAGCAAUUGCUGUGUAAUCCUGUAAACCCUGUUAGCUUUACCUGCUAAGUGUGAUGUAAUAUAGUCUUUGUCUUUCAUGCUGCUGGAAUAGAAGAGGCCCUACCUUGCUUCAAACACCUGUAGGAAGAGCCUGUCUGUAAAUCCAUGGAACUGAAAUAUUACAUGAACACUGUCUCAUUAGUCUUUUCUUUUUUUUUUGUAAGAGAAAGAUCUAUGAACACUUUCAUUUUAAUUUUUUUAAAUUCCUGCUUUUUGUUUGUUGAAUAAUCUUACAGUACAUCAGUUCUUGAAAGAAUUAAAUCUCCAGAAAAGUUAAUGUGUUCUUUUCCAUAGCAGGAACCAUUUUGCUACCACAAAAAUCUCCAUUAACCGGAUUUAACCAGUCAAGCUUUCUAGAUGCAAUUUGCACUAAAUAUGGUUGACAGUAUAUUUCUCAUCAACAAUCUCUAACAAUAUUUGAGAUACCUAGUAGUAACCUACAAUGUAUAAUGCAACACUGGAAAAUAAUAUAUCUAUAAUUAAAACAAAUCUCACUUAUGGCCAAAUCAAAGUAAAAACUGUUAAGUCAAUUCUACCUAAGUCAGCCUUGGUGGCCGAACUGGCACAGAAUACUAACUAAACCAAGUCUAACUAUGUAUAUUUUCACUGCAACAAACAAAAAAAAAACUAUGUGCCUGUAAUUUAAAAGCACUCUGUAGAGGGCUGAUGAAACUGAUUUUUUUCGUUACUGCAUGCACUCUGAUCUCGUACGUUAGUUGAGUGCUUAUUCAGACAGCACAAACAAGUGCAGAGAGUGCAUUUCCUAGCCUUAAUAUGGGAGGGGUAAUUCCCUGUAGUUCAUAGGCUUUUAUUAUUGUGCAUAAAUGUUAGAAAACAUCAUUUACUAAUCAAUUUUAUGUAUUUGAAUAUUGGCAAUUGGUGUUUUUCAGUCAUUUUCUCAUCUGUACUUUAGUGUCCAGUGUCAUGCUUACUCAUUAGAGACUUCAAAAGAAUUAUUAAAGUUUAAAAAGCAAAAAGAAAAACCUCUGCCAUAGUACUAGUUUUGUUUCUUUACAUAAUCUGCAUUUGGUAUUAGUGCUUGCAAUUGUAUUAAAAUCAGAAGCCGAUUUUUGAAGGCAUACAUAAUUAAAAAGGAUGCCAUUCUUUUUUUUCAUAUCAAUAAUUUAAACAUUGAUAUGCUGAAGAAAUUUGCACAGCACUAAAGCAUGAGCUAGUUUCAUCUAAACCUGUAAAAAAUAAAAAUAAAUAAAAAUAAAAAAUAUAAAAGAUUUUAUAUUUUUUCACUGGGGAGGAAUUCUUCCUGGGUGAAAUUACAAAUACAUGUAGAAUAUAUUUAAUAAAAAUCUUAUAAAAUACAUAACUAUAGAAGUUAAAUAUAGAUUGGCGUGUAGUAUAAUAGAACAAUAUUCCAUAUAAAUAGCUUUAGCCUUUAAAAAUAUGAGUCACAGGUUGACAUUGUGUUCUGUACUUAAGUGUCCACAACUCUUACAGAUGUUCUGUGUAAUCGUUUUUUCGAAUGAUUGGCAUCAUUCAAAUGUAAUCAGGUUAUUUUAUUCAUUGUUACUGCUUUGAUGAAAUGCUUUAUAUGCAGUAGAUUUACAAAAAUAUUGUUCAUACUGAUCAGAAUUAAAUUUGUAUAGAGCAGAGUUUUAAAACAAAUUGUAAAUAGCACUAAACAUUUUCUUUCUGCAACCUGUACUGAUAGACUCUUCUGUAAACUAAAUAAAAGAAUAUUGUAGUG